CUCACUUCCGGCUCGGCGUUUCCUGAGCUUCAUUGUGACGCACUGACACUGAACAGCUCAUGGAUCCGACAGCUCAGGACGCGCUCGUGGUUUCUCACCCCUGCGAUAAGCGGCGCUGGUAAAAGCACCUAGCGAGCAAACAGAAACAGCUGCUGUGACCUCAUGUGUAUCAUCUUCUUCAAGUUCGACCCCAGGCCCGCGUCCAAAAACGCCUACAGGCUGAUUUUGGCAUCGAACAGAGAUGAGUUCUACAGCAGGCCGUCCAAAGCUGCCGACUGGUGGGGCGUCGGCAAAGAUAUCCUCAGCGGUUUGGAUUUGGAAGAGGGGAAGGAAGGCGGAUCCUGGCUCGGCAUCAGCAAACGAGGCAAAUUAGCAGCGCUGACCAAUUACCUGGAACAUAAGACCAAUCCAGACGCCCUGGGGAGAGGGUUUUUGGUGUCGAAUUACAUGACCGAGAACGUGGAUGGCUUCUCAUACCUGCGCAAGAUGUCAUCCGAGGGUCAGCUGUACAAUGGCUUUAAUCUCCUCACUGCUGAGUUCAGAGCCAACGAGGACACGAUGUGUUACUAUGGCAACAGGGGCAGUCCGGAACCUGAGCGCCUCAAAGCGGCAGGAAUCUACGGUCUCAGUAACUCUCUGUUGGACACUCCCUGGAGAAAGUUGCAGCACGGUAAACAGCGCUUCACCAGCGUGGUCAAUAAAGCACUGCCCCCUGAAGGCCUGGUGCAGGAACUGCUGCAAGUCCUUAACGACGAGGAACUAAACACACCUGACCCCAUGCAGGAGAGUCAAGGUGAAGGCGCCCCUAAGGAAUGGGUUAAGGCUCUCUCUGCUGUGUGUGUGCGCACCCCGGGUUACGGCACCAGGACGAACACCGUCAUCCUGAUCGACAGCGAGGACAACGUCAGCUUUACCGAGCGCACCAUGCUGAACUGUGACGUCACCCAGUGGAGCACGCAGUCCUUCCAGUUCAAACUGCAGGAGUGACAGCAACAAACCCCUUUACCCUUCACCACUCGUGCCUUCAUUCAUUUUCCCCCCUAUUUUACUCUCAGACUUUUCAUAUUAAAGCUAAAGAAUCUGAAUUUUAACCGCAGUUCUCUUCCAGCAAGCGUCUUUUUGUGAAGUUUCAUGAUUUUGAAGUUGAGGCAUCGUCACAGGGCUGAACCUCAGUGUUCAUGAUGUCUGUGGUAAAUGUUAAAUGUUGCACUAAAUCUGGUUUGAGGUAUUUAAAAAAAAAAAAAAAAAAAGACCACUAUUUAUCACUGGUAAUGUGAAGCUUGAGUAGUGACCUUGAAUAAGUUAAAAUCCAUUAAAUACAUUCUGCCAAAGAAACCAGACUUUUUAUUUUCAAUUAGGAAACAUUAAAUACUUUCUGAUUAUUUUUUUUGUAUUCUCCAUCUAUAUCAUCACUCAGGAACUACGCAUCUUAUAUGGAGCUUCAAUCACCACAAUAAACUUUAUUUAACCUCCCAUAACUGUACAGG
Clarias gariepinus (North African catfish) is the source of this 1487-nucleotide messenger RNA. It is a transcript of the gene tango2, whose product is annotated as transport and golgi organization 2 homolog (Drosophila). The transcript is spliced from 10 exons. The record is from RefSeq and is a predicted model, not a curated record. Gene Ontology annotation, biological process: Golgi organization; protein secretion. The coding region runs from base 163 to 987 and encodes 274 amino acids. Gene Ontology annotation, cellular component: Golgi apparatus. NCBI's taxonomy places the organism in Eukaryota, Metazoa, Chordata, Actinopteri, Siluriformes, Clariidae.